Ilex paraguariensis (yerba mate) is the source of this 495-nucleotide messenger RNA. Lineage: Eukaryota; Viridiplantae; Streptophyta; Magnoliopsida; Aquifoliales; Aquifoliaceae. The record is from the annotation of a GenBank genome assembly.
AUGAUGUCGGCGCUGGAAGGAGAAUGUGGGUUUUUGGCUGCUAACUUGUAUGCAAAGAGUGUGUUUGGAGAGGAUGCUUUGGUGAAUGUGAGUAUUGAGAAACAAACUGAUGGUAAGCUCAGUGGAUAUAUUAGGAUCAGGAGCAAGACCCAGGGGAUUGCUCUUAGCUUGGGGGACAAGAUCACCCUCAAGCAGAAGGGAGGCAGCUGAUCUGGUCAUUUUUAUCACCUCAACAUCAAUUCUUUUACGAUACGGAUCAUCCAUCAUCUACCUAUAUACAAUGGGUGCCCAUUCAUUUCUUGGUAGGUGAUCCACCAAGAAGAAAAAUGAAAAAUGUAUUGGAGGAAUCUUCUGUUUUCUUUUACUUUUUCUGUUUCCCCAGUUCUUUUUUACAUUCCUUACAACUCUGAAUUUACAGGUUCCUGUGUUUGAAUUGAAGGAUUAUAGUCAGGUUCUGUCAACUGUUCCCUUUGCAUCUCGGAAGGAUGUUGUGGC